Molecule: messenger RNA, 3600 nt
Organism: Ficedula albicollis (Collared flycatcher)
Lineage: Eukaryota; Metazoa; Chordata; Aves; Passeriformes; Muscicapidae
Gene: ZNF839
Product: zinc finger protein 839
Exons: 6
Coding region: 762-3242 (826 amino acids)
Source: RefSeq, a predicted model, not a curated record
UGUUAGGCACAGAUUUCAAUGUGGUUUAGGAAGACCCGUGUUUGAAUGUAGCUAGUAGCUGCUGUGGUCACUAUUUCGGUCUGACAACACGUGCAGCCAGGAGCAGCUUAGAAGAGCUGUUUCGUAGUGGUUAAGUGGUGAUACACAGGGAGUUACUGCAUACCUCUUGUAGAUGACAGUACCUGGGCUUUCAACCCACAUUUGGGUGCAGGUUGUGAAAUGAUUGAUUUGAACUGAGGCAGAGAAAAUGUGAGGGGGAUGAACAGUAACAUCUGAUUCUGUGAAUCAUCACCACAAAGUUUUGUGAACUGAACUCACAUUGUAGUACGUCCUGGACUGGGUAUUUGGCCUGUGCCAUCUACCAGACUGUAGUUUUCCCGUGUGUGGUGUUUGCUGAAGGUUAUGAAUGUGCCUUGGUGAUGGCAUUGACUCUGCUAUUCCAGACAGGUCUGCUAUCAGGAAACAAAGCUGUGACAUGGCCUCAGAGCAAACUUCACAUGCUUUAGUUGAACAGCAGUCACAGGAAAAAUAAUGUGCAGGAUAACCCGUAGCUUGAAGGAAGGGAAUCUGUGCUUUGAUGCACUAAUUUGGAAAGCUGAUGAUGUGCUGCAGUUUCUUCACGCUUUGCUUUAAGGGCACGUCUGUAUUAUCUCGAUAAGUAUUGUAUUUAUUUAUUAAUACUGUAUUUGUGUAAUUGCAACUCUUCCUUUUUUCCACAAAAGCAGCUGGAAGCCAUUUGUGUCCAAGUUCAGCCAGGACAGAUGAAGGAAACUGAAGGGCCAAUGACAUCAUUGGCACCAAUCCAGUCCAAAACUAUAACGCUGAGUCAGCCAGUUGGUAGGAAUUCUGGCAUACCAGGACUUGGCAUUAUUAAUCCCCAGAUAAUUAGCAUACAGCCUGUUUCAGGAACUGAGCAGCAGCAGCUAUUCCUGCAUAGUUCUUCUGAGUCUCCGGUUCAGUUGCUUAUGCAGAGGCCUUUACCAUCUCAUGAAUCAGUGUCUGUGGACAAGGUUCCCCCAUCUAAGAUGGUGAAUGGACAGAGGAAUACUUGUGCUACAGCAUCGGCUUCAAGGUCUCCAAAUCCUACUGUGGCUGCAGCCAGUUCAGCAAGUACACCAUGCCUUGAAAAAAAGCAAAAGGAUGACAAGUUAAAGAAAUCCUUGAAGGUGAAAACUCGUUCUGGACGGAUUUCACGCCCCCCCAAAUACAAAGCUAAAGAUUAUAAAUUCAUUAAAAUGGAGGAUUUGGCUGAUGGUCAUCAGUCUGAUUCUGAUGACUACUCUGAGCUGAGUAUAGAAGAUGAUGAAGAAGGAAAGGUGAAGGGAAAGGAUGCAUUAUUCAGUUCUUCAAAUUAUAAUCUGAAACCCAAAACGUUUAAAUGUCAGACUUGUGAAAAAUCUUAUAUAGGAAAAGGAGGAUUAGCAAGACAUUAUAAACUUAAUCCAGACCAUGGAGAGCUGGAGUCUUCACCUCCGAAAAUACCUCUAAAUAAGCCUAAUGGAAGUAUCUUUGUGGAAGAGAAAAUGAUGAGUCCAGCACAUUUGGAUUCAACUGCUGUCACUUUAAAUCAUGAAAAAGUACUAGCUACCAGUCUGCAAGAAACUGUUGAUUCAAAGGCUGGAGAACAGGCUUCAGAGUCUGAGGAAAGCAGACACUUGCUGGCAGAACAACCAAAUGAAACCAGUUCAGGACACCAGGGACCUGUAGCACCAAAAGGACCUGGAAGACCCAGACGACCAAAGAAACGUGGUCGACCCAGGAUGGGUGGAAGAUCCAGGUGUUCUGGAAGGAUUAGCAGACCUGGUCAGUCCCCUUCAAAGUCACUUAGUAGUGUGUCAGCAGAACACAAGGUAUUCAGAAGAAAAGCUAGGUUAAAAGAGCUAAUACAACAAUGUGAUAAUGAAGACUUAAUGGAGCUGGCUCUCCCACGUCUUACAAAGCUUGUUACAGUGUAUGAAUUUCUGUUGAUGAAGGUUGCUGAAUCUCUAGGAAUCACAGAAAUACUCAGUGGAGAACAGAAGAUGCAAGGUGCAGGCUCUUAUUCACAAUGUGCAAUUAAAAUGGUUAGUGAGCAAGUGGCUGUGGACAUACUGGGACAAAAACGGUUAACUGAGAGCUCAGGGGAAGAACUGUUGCCACCAGCCAAAAGGACCAAGUUAGAAGACAUAACAGAGAAUGUGAACAAUGCUUAUGCCAGUCAAGAUGAAGUGAAAGAAAAGAGUGGGAAUUUGUGUACACUGUUUGAAAAAGAUGGUUUUAAUCCAUUAAAUGGAGAAAUCCUGCUUUCAGAAGAUAGGCAUAUCACUUGCUGUACAACUGGAAGUACAUUACAGACAGCAGAGGAAAAUAAUUCACUUGCUGAGUCAGGAGUUAGACUUGAUGGUGAAAAUUCAGGUACCUCCUCCCAAACUGUGGAAAUGAGGAUAGAAUAUCCCCAGCCUGUGAGCAUGCAGGGACCAGAUGUGGCAGGUGAAGCUUCUCUGCUGCACACUGAAGUCGUGCUGCCUGUUAAAACCAGCUCAGCUGGGCUGGUUCAGGCACACUUUGUGAGCGGGAGUGCGGUGGGGGGACCGGCAGCUCCUGAACUCCACAGCUCCAUGUCAGAGCAGGCACUGGCCAGGCAGAGCACUGGCCCACCAACGAGUGAAGAAAAUGCUCACAGUCCAAAAUACCAUGAACUGCAGGAAGAAACCCCUGAUCUUGCAAUUAAAGAAUGUUCUGAGCAACUCCAUAAUGCUGAUGUGAGUGAUGAGAUACAGGAACUUGAAAAAGCUUUUUCAACAAAUCUUGUGCCAAUAAACUACCCCCACAGUGCUCAGGCUGAGUCGCACCAGAAUGCUGUCCAGGGAGCCUCCCUGUCCGCUCACGGGAACCAGGAAAAUGCUUUCAAAAACCAGAGUGAAUAUUCUUGUGGGACAGGGGAAGCACACGAGUUGGCAAAUACAGUUACUGUAGAUGAAACUGUAGCUUUUGAGAUUUCUGAUGAGAGCCAUGAUUUUUUGUCUCAGGGACAGGAACAGAUUUUUAUUCAGACUUCAGAUGGGCUUAUCUUGUCUCAUCCAGGCACUGGUGUUUUGUCUCAGGCAGAAGGCAUCGUUAUUGUGACUGAUUCCAAUGGUACUACAAUGCACAUUCGCACACCCGAAGGGAUACCUUUGGAAACAGUGGAAGCACUACUGGCAAUGGAAGCAGGUGGCCAAAGUGAAGAUAUUUUGCUCUCACAAAGUGAAUUGGAGCCAUAAAUUAAAAAAACCUAUAAGCUUUCUUCUGGAAAAGACUGAUUAUAAAAUGUAUAUUUUUCUAAUGUGAAUACUGAGAUAAUUGAAAUUUAAGUUAUUUGUAAACUGUUUCUAUGCCCCAUACUUUUUAUAACCUAUGUUUAUAUAAUCUAGCAGCGUUGCAACCAAAAAUUCUAGAAUUAAUAUUGUUCUAUUUGCUUUAUAUGUUGGGGAUGGGUGGAAAGUGGAAAUCAUGUCAAUCCUAAAACUUGCACUGUUCUCUUUUGUUACAUAAUUCCUUUUCUCUCUAGCCAUCUCAAAAUGCAGUAAGUUGUACUGCUGUUCAGCAGUGAUGUGCUGUGUACUGGCAAGCUGUAUAUGG